Homalodisca vitripennis (glassy-winged sharpshooter) is the source of this 762-nucleotide messenger RNA. Its product is annotated as GILT-like protein 1. Bases 139 to 732 code for a protein of 197 amino acids. The transcript has 6 exons. Gene Ontology annotation, molecular function: oxidoreductase activity, acting on a sulfur group of donors, disulfide as acceptor. Lineage: Eukaryota; Metazoa; Arthropoda; Insecta; Hemiptera; Cicadellidae. The record is from RefSeq and is a predicted model, not a curated record.
UUAUAGCGAGCGAGCGAGCGAGUGAGCGGAACACCUGCUCACUACUCAGUGUGACCACAUGCCGACAUACCAGACUGCGAGUUGUAGAGGUGGACUGGCGCUAGGUGGCGCCACUGGGUCGCGGACACUGUAGUCGUCAUGGUGGCCGUCACGGGGUUGGUAGCGUUCCUAGCUACCGUCGCUGUUACACUCGCCCAAAAUCAGUGCGAUGUGACGGUGUUGUACGAGUCUCACUGUCCUGACAGUAGGAACUUCAUUCACCACGAUCUUGUCCCCAUUUGGCACAUGUUGGAGCCGCAUUGCUCUCUGGACCUGGUUCCUUUUGGGAAAGCUCGGAGUACAGAAUCCGGCUUUGUUUGUCAACAUGGAGCGAAAGAGUGCAGAGGUAACAUGGUGAUGUCCUGUGCUCUGAGGAAACUGCCAGCAGGUCGACAACAGUUGGACUUCGUCAGCUGUUACAUGGGUGACCCAGACUAUGGCGGCCCUCAGUGUGCAGAGAAGAGUGGACUGUCAUGGACAGACAUAGAAGCCUGCAUGCAGUCAGGCGAAGGAACACAGCUUCAGAAAGAGGCAGAGGCAAAAAGUUACAGUAUUCGAAUGUCCCGCUUUGUUCCAACAGUAAUACUGAAUGAUGUAUUCAAUCCGACAGAUCAUAAUGAAGCAGUAGGAGGAAAGUUCAAUAAACUGAUGUGCAGAUAUACAAGCAGUUCUGACAUAUGUUCACUUGUGUGAUUUAUAAAAAUAAAUUGUGUUUUUGUUUUA